Molecule: messenger RNA, 2211 nt
Organism: Panonychus citri (citrus red mite)
Lineage: Eukaryota; Metazoa; Arthropoda; Arachnida; Trombidiformes; Tetranychidae
Product: protein dead ringer-like
Exons: 2
Coding region: 152-1441 (429 amino acids)
Biological process (GO): regulation of transcription by RNA polymerase II
Cellular component (GO): nucleus
Molecular function (GO): DNA binding
Source: RefSeq, a predicted model, not a curated record
CACUUAUUCUCAUCAUCUUUUUGCUAUUUCGUUUCAUUACAAAUUGUUCAGUUUAAGAGAAACAACUCCAACUUCUUUAUAGUUUUUUUCUUUUAGUUAUUUUUUUUUGUUCAAAAUUCGUAGAAAAAAACCGCCGUGUCCAUCUCUCCCGAUGGAGGGAUGCGAAUCUGAUGACGAAUCAAACUACUUGGUCAGUGCCGAAAAUGUAAAUGGUCAACAAGGUUAUUCUUAUGAGGAACAGUUUAAGCAACUCUACGAUUUAAGUGACCAUCCGGAUCGUCGUUCGUUUUUAAAUGACCUUUUCUCUUUCAUGCAACAAAGAGGAACUCCUGUUAAUAGGAUUCCAAUUAUGGCAAAACAAGUUCUUGAUAUUUAUGAACUUUAUCGAUUAGUGGUCGCUCGAGGAGGAUUAGUUGAAGUUAUUAAUAAGAAAAUUUGGAGAGAAAUAACCAAAGGGUUAAAUUUACCUUCUUCCAUCACAAGUGCCGCUUUUACCCUUCGAACACAAUAUAUGAAGUAUUUGUAUCCCUACGAAUGUGAGAAGGAACAUUUAUCGUCUCCUGAUGAGUUACAACAAGCAAUUGAUGGUAAUCGACGUGAAGGUCGUCGAUCAUCAUAUGGACAUUAUUCAGAUAUGAUCGGAUCUCCUGUAGGUGCGGGAGGAUCAGGAGGAUCAGGUGGAGGAUCAAAUGAAGGUUUAGCUGGACCAAGUGUCGGAAUGAGUGUCAGUGGAUUGAGUGUUGGUCCAAGUGGUUAUAAUGGUGGCCCAUCUUCUGGGGCUGGACCAUCGGCUUCAUCAUCUCAUCGAAGUGUAUCAACUCCAUCACUUCAUCACCUUAGUUCAUCAUCAAUUCAUCCUCUUUCCAUCCAACCUUUAUUAGCCUUAGCAUCAGCCCAAGCUCAAGCUCAGGCCGAAGCUCUUAAUCUUGAAACAAAACCGUCAAUUAAUAAUAACAACUCAAGUGCCCAUUCUGGACUUAAUGGACCUUCAUCAUCAUCUCAUAAUCAUCAUGAUAAAUCACCUCUUUCACUUGUUAAUCGUCACUUAAUGAACGGUGUUAAUCUCAAUAAUUUAAACAACAAUAAUCAUAAUGGUCGCCAAGGAAGUGGACAACAACAUUCGAGGAUGAACACAAAUCAAAGUGAAAGUAUUCCAAUGGAUGAUUGUGGUUCAGGAUCAUCAGGGGAAGACGAAGAAGAUAAUUCAAGAAACUCUCUUUCUUUCGGUCCACUUGGCUUCGCUUCAGCUCAAGCUCAAGCUGAAGCCAUCAACUUAGAAGCUAAAAGAUUAAGUGUCUUUCAAAAUCAUUUAAAAAAUUUCGCCUCAAAUAAUCAAAACUUCGAGACAAAUAAUAAUAAUAAUUCAAUGUUAUUAAGUAUGAAAGUAAAUAAUAUCAUUUACUCUGGUAUUUUAUAUGCAGAACGAGCAGUUAAACGUUAAAAAGACUCAAACAAUCAACAAGAACGUUCAACUUAUUCACAAUUAGGGCCUUGGAUUUAUCAUGAUUCUCAUUCAUCUUCAUGAUGUUUGUUACCUGAGGAAAUUUCAUCUUUCAUUUUCUUUGUUUCUUUUGUCUACAAUUUCUCAUUAAUUCAAAUGAUAAAAUAAUUUCAAUUUUCAAAUGAUCUAAAUCAAUACUAAUUUAUUAAUAAACUUUUUCUCCUCGAUGUUAAUUGUAACAAUCAAUGGUGUUUACUAUUGGUUCAACUGGACUAGAAAUGUCCUUAAUCCUUUUUUGCUCUGAUCUCAAUUAUUUUGUAAAUCAAUACAAUCAUCUCACCACUCAAAUUAACUUGACUCUCACAAUUAAAAUAUUUACUCUUUAAUUAUCCUUAAUUUAAACAUACGAAUACGAAAAAUCAACUUGACAAUUAAAGUGAUCCAAUCUAUUCAUACCAAUGAAACAACUUGUAAUCAUCUAAAUUCACAAUCAAAUCAACAAUUAGUUGAGUAUAUUUGUUAAGUUCUCAAUUAGAAUGGUGAUUAAUUUGAUUACCAAAAGAAUUGAUUCAAUUUAAUUAUCUUGCACUCUUAAUUGUCACAUUUUUCUUUAAUUGUUAUAGCACUUCAAUGAUACUCAUUAAACCAACAAUGAAAAAAGCUCUUGAUCAUUAUUAACCACAAUUAACUGAAAAUAGUAAAUCAACUAAUUGUUGCACAACUUAAUUCGAUUGUUAUUAACCCUUAAAUUGUUGCAAUUAAUUAAAUGA